AUUUAAAAUAGAGUAAUCGUUGAGUAUUAUUUAUUAAAAAUAUUAAAAUGGCCGAUGAUGCUGAAAAUGAUGAUAAAUGGUUGUAUGGAGAUCACUCUGAAAUUUUGCCUCAAGAAACAGCAGAAAAAGCUGUCGAAGAAAGUCAAGAAAAACAAGAUGAAGAAGAAAAGAAGGACCAAGAAAAUGAAAAUAGUCAAAAUAACGCCGAUCAAACGGAUGCCGAACAUACAGAGCAAUCAACCGAAGAAGAGGCAGCUAAAGAUAAUGGUGAAGUCGAAAAGCAGAAUGGUGAAGAAGGCAGCGAAAAAGAAGAGGGUGAUUACGAUGAGGAUAGCGACGAUGAUGUUAAUGUAGUUAUUGGUGAUAUUAAAACCAGUCCUGCAUAUACCUCUUUAAAUAUAAAAAGAGGUGGUUUAUUAACUUCAACGACAAAAGGAGACAAAAUUCCACAAGCACCUCAAACAGGAAAGUUUUCUGUUGAAGAAUUUGAUCAACCUGGGAUGAUAAACGGAGUUCCUGCAGUGGAAUAUAAUUUAGAUUCUUUAGAAGAUAAACCAUGGCGGAAACCAGGAGCAGAUAUAACAGAUUACUUUAAUUAUGGAUUUAACGAAGAUACUUGGAGAGCCUACUGCGAAAGACAGAAGAGAAUGCGUUUAAAUGAAUCAGGGUCUGGGCUGGUACCAUUAAAUUCAAUAGGAAUGCCAAGAGGGCCUGUACCCAUAUUAAAUGAUAACAGUAAAUAUUCAGGCAAUUACACAGGAAUUCGUAAAGCAGGUCCUCCUCCUGGAAGACGAAUGACUGGAGCAAUUGACGUAAUUGGUGGAGCUGCAACUCGAGUUCCUGGCACUUUAGGAAAAACUGAACCUCCAAAAGAAAAUGUCAUUCAAGUCAUGACAGCUGAUAGAAGAGAAUACAGCAGAAAACCAGGAUUUCCAGAUUUAACAGUACCGCCACCUUCAGGAAACUUUGAAGAAUUCCAACCAGAAUUUGGCUUCAAUCCAGAACCAGAGCCUUUCUAUGGGGGUUAUGAACCAACACAGGACUGUCAAUGGGGUACUGAACCUAAUCCAGCAUGGCAACCAACAGAAAUUAAAGCAUUAACCCCUGGGCCUGCCCCUGUUGUGCCAGCUCCUAUACCACCUGUUAAUAUGGGUCCUCCACCUUUUAUAACUGUCCCUCCUCCUACAAAAGAAGCUUCACCAGUAAGGUCACAUUCACGAGAAAAAACAAAGGAGAGAGAGUCAAAUCGAAGGGAACAUGAAAAAUCAAGGGAUAGGGAAAGAUCUCAUAGGAGAGAGAGAUCAAGAAGUAGAUCAAAGAGACAUAAAUCUAGGUCUAGAAGCCCUAGUAGAAGAUCUCACAAAAAGAAAAAGUCAAGGAGGCAUGAAGACAGCGAUUAAUUAAUUAAUUAAUACCUAAUUAUUUUAAAUGGUAGAAUUUUGGUAAAUUAUCAAAAAAAUAAAUAAUUUUAAGUAAAUUUGUGUAAUGCCAUAGAAAGACAAUUAAUGUACAUACGAAGUACCCUUAUACCUCUUAGAAUGAGAAAAAAUAAAUAAUGCAUUGUAGUAUGCAUGCAAUUUAAAAUAU
This is a messenger RNA of Agrilus planipennis (emerald ash borer), 1587 nucleotides long. Its product is annotated as pre-mRNA 3'-end-processing factor FIP1-like. Gene Ontology annotation, molecular function: RNA binding. The coding region runs from base 48 to 1400 and encodes 450 amino acids. Gene Ontology annotation, cellular component: mRNA cleavage and polyadenylation specificity factor complex. The record is from RefSeq and is a predicted model, not a curated record. The transcript has 2 exons. NCBI's taxonomy places the organism in Eukaryota, Metazoa, Arthropoda, Insecta, Coleoptera, Buprestidae.